Molecule: messenger RNA, 3443 nt
Organism: Ricinus communis (castor bean)
Lineage: Eukaryota; Viridiplantae; Streptophyta; Magnoliopsida; Malpighiales; Euphorbiaceae
Product: WEB family protein At5g55860
Exons: 4
Coding region: 949-2907 (652 amino acids)
Source: RefSeq, a predicted model, not a curated record
CCAUCUCUCUCUCCACUUGACUCGCUGAUAUAAAAUUUGUCUUUAAACAGUUCAAAUUUUUUUGAAUCUCUCUCUUUCUUUCUCUCGAAUAAUUUCUACUCUUUUACCCAUUUCCAUUCCCCAAAAAAAGAAUAGUCCUUUUUUUCGAGUUUUGAUUCUCAAAAGAAAAAAAAAAAAGAAAAACUUGAACAUUUUAUCCGAGAAAACUACUUUCUUGCCUAAAAUACAAUCAUUCUUCGAAUUUUCUUGGAGAAUCUUGCCUUCAGUUCACAAAUCCUUUGUGGGUUUUGUUCUCUGCGUCAAAAGAUUAAAAGGUUUUUUGACUUCUGUUGAGAUCAACAAAGAGAUGAUCAAGAACCGUUUUUACUUUCAAAUUUGAGUGAACAUGUCUGUAUUAUUCAUUUCCACCUUUGGGUUUGGUUUCGUUUUGGAGCUUGAUUAGGGUUUGUUUUAGAGCUUGCUGCAAAAGAACUGAUGAUGAUACUUCUAUGCAAAAUCAUAUUAAUAAGUGCUGGAGGAAGGGAAGCAAGAUUUAGAUUCAGAAGGGACAAAUGUAAAAAAAGAAAAAAUCCACAAAGGAAUUUUAAGAAUGCUGGUGCCUUUAACCGGAAGAGAAGUAUAGGAGCACGCCGAGGGGAAGAGUUUUAUUCGGAUUUCAUUAGAUAUAGUAAAAAGUUAUAAAAAGAUAUUGAGGAACUUCUUAAAUAUAGCUAUUUGUGGAGAAGAUAAUCGUAAUCCAGCUGUCGAUGGAUUUCAUACUGGCAAGCAUAUGUUAAAUAUCCAGCAGCUUACUUCAAAAAUAUUAGAGGUUGUUGUCUUAUUAGAAUAUAUGAAAGCAGGUUUUCAUUGCUCAUGCCUCUUCUGUGUGUUUAUCACCCAGGUGAAAGUGAUGCCUUAAGGUGACACUAUAGAACUGAGGAAAAAAUAUUUUAAAAAGAAUAAGGUGAUAUGGGGGCUAAAGAACGCCAAAAUGCUACAGAUUCACCUAAAGUGGAGGUGGGAGAGAUUGACACCAGUGCGCCCUUUCAAUCUGUUAAAGAUGCUGUGACGCUAUUUGGUGAAGGUGCUUUCUCAGGGGAAAAACCAGCCAUCAAGAAGACAAGACCUCAUUCUGCAGAGAGAGUUUUGGCAAAGGAGACACAGCUUCACCUGGCUCAGAAGGAGCUGAGCAAGUUAAAGGAUCAAGUGAAGAAUGCUGAAACAACUAAGGGCCAAGCACUUGUAGAACUUGAAAAGGCUAAAAGAACAGUUGAGGAUCUGUCUGCAAAACUAAGAACUGUCACUGAAUUGAAAGACACAGCAAUUAGGGCAACAGAAGCUGCAAAAAGCCAGGCAAAGCAAAUUGAAGAAACAAAGAGUGGUGAUGCUUCUGGAUCCAGUGGUGCUAGGAAGCAAGACUUGGAAUCUGCCAGGGAGCAAUAUAUAACUGUAUUUACUGAACUUGAUGCCGCAAAGCAAGAACUUUGGAAGAUUCGACAGGACUGUGAAGCAUCCUUGGAAGCAAAGCUUGCUGCCUUCAAUCAAGCUGCAGAAGCAGAACAUGCAGCCAAAGCAAAUGUGGAAAAAGUUAGUGAACUUUCUAAAGAAAUCUCAGCGCUACAAGAAUCAAUUGGGCAAGUGAAGCUUGCAUCUCUGCAAGCCCAGCAAGAGCAAGCAAAAAUAUUUGCAGAAAAGGGUGUUCAAAAGCAGUCCUAUAAAGCUACCCUGGAAGCAUCAGCAAAUAAAUUGCUUGCAUUGAAGAAUGAGUUUGAUCCUGAACUUGUCUUUAAUCUUGAGAAGCAACUGGCCGAAACAAUAACCGAGAUUGAUGCUCUGCAAAAGCAGAUGGAAAAUGCAAAGGCUUCAGAUCUGGAUUCUGUGAGAACUGUCACUUCAGAGCUAGAUGGUGCUAAAGAGUCAUUGCAGAAAGUAGCUGAGGAGGAAAGCUCCUUGCGAAGUUUGGUGGAAUCUCUCAAGCUGGAGCUCGAGAAUGUGAAGAAGGAGCAUUCUGAACUGAGAGAGAAAGAAGCAGAAACAGAGUCUGCAGCUGGGAACCUGCAUGUUAAGCUCCGGAAAAGCAAGGCUGAGCUUGAAGCAGCGGCUGCAGAGGAAUCUAAAACAAGAGGUGCUUCUGAAGAAAUGAUCUCAACUCUCCACCAGCUAUCAUCAGAAGCAGAGAAUGCACAACAAGAAGCUGAAGAAAUGAAGAACAAGGCUGAGGAGUUGAAGAGCGAAGCAGAAGCCACCAGAAUCGCACUUGAAGAAGCAGAGAAGAAGCUGAGGGUUGCUUUGGAAGAGGCUGAGGAAGCCAAGUUGGCAGAGACAAGGGCUCUAGAUCAGAUCAAGACACUGUCUGAGAGAACAAAUGCUGCACGUGCUUCAACCUCUGAGUCUGGUGCCAAUAUCACAAUCUCAAGAGAAGAGUACGAAGCUUUGAGCCGGAAAGUUGGGGAAUCUGAAUCUCUGGCAGAAAUGAAAGUGGCUGCUGCCAUGGCUCAGGUUGAAGCUGUAAAGGCUAGUGAAAACGAGGCUCUCAAUAGGUUUGAGGCAAUACAGAAGGAGAUUGACGAUAUGAAGGCUGCAACUCAGGAGGCAGUGAAGAGGGCAGAGAUGGCUGAAGCAGCCAAGAAGGCAGUCGAGGGAGAACUUCGAAGGUGGCGUGAACGAGAGCAAAAGAAGGCAGCUGAAACUGCAUCUCGGAUUUUAGCAGAAACAGAAAUGUCGAUAGAAUCAUCACCGCACCAUUAUAGAAUUCAAAAGCAAAACCCAGCACCAAAGAACGUUAUUGAGGUCCGGAAAUUGGAUAAAGAGAAGAAUUCUGCAUCUAAGAAAGCACUUUUGCCUAAUCUCAGUGGUAUCUUUCAGCGAAAGAAGAACCAGAUUGAAGGUGGGCCUCCUUCUUACCUGCCCGGUGAGAAGCCUGUCUGACAUUUGUGCUUCCGAGACCGAUGUGUGAUUGUGAAUGGUUAAGAGAGAGCAUUGUUUAUGAGUUGAUUGUGUGUGUAUAUUUGGAACUCUACUGGAAUCAAUUUUUCUUUAUUCUCUGGCCAGUUUAAGGAAAAACGAGUGAAUAUGAAAAGAGAUUAGCAUGGAAGCAAGUUUAGGAAAGUGUGAUUUUUUUGUAUAUGAGACAAGUUAUUAGAUUAAUGAUUGAGGAUCUUCAGUAGGAAAGAAAUUCUUCCUUUUAAGGUUGUGUAGAAGUGGCGGAUGGAGACCAAAAAGGGUUGGCUUUUAAAACUUGGGGAUGGGGGGGUGGGGGGGCUUGACAAGAUUUUUGGGCACUGGUGAAGACCUCGCAAUGAUGCUCUCUGGGUCUCGUUGAAACUGUCAUCUGACUAGAAAUGGAGUGAACGAAAGCCUAUUUGUAAGAAGGGUCAUGCCCUGAAAAACUGAACUUAUCAUUGUUUCUUUGAUUUUAAAGCAACGGUUCGAUGAUGGAUCAUUAUCAGGUUUUCUUGGUGCAA